AUGUCCUCGGCCAAGAGAAAGCUGCCCGCCGACGCCCUGAGCGACAACAAUGUCGACCGAGAGCGCCUCCAGUCGCUGCUGACCAUCCCGGACCCCGAUGCCUCCGCCGACGAGGCGGCCGUUGAGCAGCACUUCCAGCAACACUUUGCCAGGAUUGCCGACGCUCUGCUGAACCGAACCCUGCUUCGGAUCAGCGACGAAAGCCGCGGCAUCUUGCCGCAGUGGUUCCGGUUCCUGGAAGUCGAGUUCUAUCUGAAGGACCAGGAGUGGCAUCUGGACCCAUACACCCACGGACAGCCCCAGCAAAAGACCCGAGGACAGUGGUAUUUCCAUAAAAAGGGCAACGCAUACUCAGGAGGAACCUGGAAAGGCGUCGACCUCACCUUUGGCGAGACCAAGGACACGCACUGUGUCUUUGGAGGCAUCCUGAUCCGUGCGAUCGAGUGCUGCGAGACGGGCGAGAUUGUCGAGGGCCCCUCGCGCUGUGUCGACCGGCUCAUCGAGGUGCUCAAGGCCAAGGGUGUCCCCGAUCUUGCUGACGGGAUCCUGCAGAAGCAGUUCGAGGCCACCGGCGACAAGGCCAAGCUGGCCCUCGUUUCGGAUCGCACCCUCGCCCGGCUCUGGAAAGAGGAUGGCGGACCGGACGGCUCGCCCAACGGCGCUGCAGUGGGGAAGAAGGCCAAGACCGAGCUCUCCGACACCGAGCCCGACAGCGAUCCGGAGCCCGAAGCUGUCGCCCAGCCGCCCAAGCUCAAAGCGGCUGCUGGCGAUCGGCCAUCGCAGGUGCUGCCAUGCAAAACGGCGCUCGGUCGACGGCUUGUGCUUGGGUCGCCCCGCAUUGGGCUCUACCUCCGUGCCUCGUACUCGGAUCUCGACCAGCGCAUCGGCUACGUGCGGCGCCCUUAUCGGUUCUUUAGUCGGCACCAGGAGCUGAAGAGAUCCAAGCCGCUGACGGUCCUGGCAUCCCUGCGACUCGUUCGCGAGCUCGUCAACCAGCCAAGCACCGUGCGCGACGGACAGGAUGGCGACGAUACCGAGGAGGACGAGCCUGCGGAACAACCAAGACCCGGCUCCCUGAAAGACGUCGGCAUCAAUAUCCGGCUCAAGAAGGCCGACCUGGAAUACGACCGCGAGCCACCACAGGCGCUGGUCAACAGCAUCCAUCGGCUGUCGAAUGUGCCGACCGCCAUGGUUGCUCGCUGUCUGGCUUCGUAUCGACAGGGCCAGGGCCAGGCCGCCAAGUCGUUCCUGGACGAUGCCUUGGGCAGCGCCGACUCGCUGUGUCGAUUCUUUGGCUGCGUGGGAUACCAGUGA
This is a messenger RNA of Polychytrium aggregatum, 1314 nucleotides long. RefSeq lists its product as uncharacterized. The coding region runs from base 1 to 1314 and encodes 437 amino acids. The transcript has 3 exons. Lineage: Eukaryota; Fungi; Chytridiomycota; Chytridiomycetes; Polychytriales. The record is from RefSeq and is a predicted model, not a curated record.